Messenger RNA from Macroventuria anomochaeta, 2015 nucleotides. Its product is annotated as tannase and feruloyl esterase. The transcript is spliced from 4 exons. NCBI's taxonomy places the organism in Eukaryota, Fungi, Ascomycota, Dothideomycetes, Pleosporales, Didymellaceae. The record is from RefSeq and is a predicted model, not a curated record. The coding region runs from base 435 to 2015 and encodes 526 amino acids.
UCGCCCGAAUGUUCAGCACAGGUGUCGAUCAUGGCUCACCUGCCGGGUAGAGUGUGGGAUCCGUUAUGCAGAGUGCCAUGCCAACGGAUGCGAAGGAUGGCAGGGAUCCCGUUCAGUCUCCAGUUGUUCAAGCCAAGCGACCGACAAUUCUCCAUCAGAAGCCAACGCUCGGUUGAUGGUCCCCUCCCGUUUGAAGCAGGAGAUUGUGGUUCCACUCUAAAUCGUGGCGCGGCUGCCUUUCCGCUCCCCGCUCGUCCCGCGACAUGGGGUGUUGUAUCACAAACGACAAAAGCAACAUGGCAGGAGCGCGGUUGCAAUCACUGCGCGUACUGUGCGAGUCAUGCUUCCUACACCUCAAAGCGUUGUCUCCAGUUCUUAAAAGUCCUUCAAGCAGCUGAAGCUACUUAAGAGCAGCUCAGAGUUCACUAGCCAUCAUGCUCGCUGCCCUGAUCUCUUUGUCGCUCCUUCUGCUCUCAGCCUCUGUCACAGGAUCAACCGCAUUCGAGAAGAAAUGCCUCGCGUUCGAGCCUGAGAAGUUUGUUCCUGGAGCAACACGCAACGUUCUUCAGUAUGUUGCCGCCAACACCACACUGACCUUUCCGGACAAUGUUGCAGCCUGUAACCGUGGGACUCAGGCGGUAACAGCCAACAUUUGCCGUGUAGCCCUGUCAAUCAACACUUCCAAACAAUCGAACAUCACAUUCGAGGCUUGGCUGCCUGAGGACUGGUCAGGGCGCUUUCUCGCCACUGGCAAUGGAGGUAUUGAUGGAUGCAUCAAGUAUGAGGACAUAGCUUAUACCUCAUCCAACGGCUUCGCAGCAGUCGGCUCGAACAAUGGAAAGAAUGGUACAGAUGGACUGCCCUUCUUCAACAACCCUGAGACGGUGAUCGAUUUUGCUUGGAGAGCACUUCACACGAGCGCAGAUGCUGGAAAGUCACUCGUAACGAAGCUAUAUGGCAAGUCACACUCAAAGUCAUACUACCUCGGCUGUUCUCUCGGAGGACGACAGGGCAUCAAGAGCGCUGAAAAAUUCCCCGAUGAUUUUGAUGGUAUCGUCGCAGGAGCGCCAGCUGUGGACUUCAACAAUUUGGUGUCGUGGAGAGCACGCUUCUUCACCAUCACUGGCGCUGUCGGUUCACCAGACUUCAUACCAGCCACAGCGUGGAAGACGUGGAUCCAUGACGAAGUACUGAGGCAGUGCGACACAAUCGACAAGGCAAAAGACGGCAUCAUUGAGGACCCAAUGUUGUGCAACUUUAACCCUUCGACUUUACUCUGUAAGGGAAACAGCACCGGCAACUGCCUCUUAGGUCCACAUGUCCAGCAGCUGAAGAAGAUCUUCAGCGACUACAGGUUCCCGAACGGCCAGUUAAUCUUCCCAGCUAUGCAGCCAGGUAGCGAAGUUCUUGCUGUCGACCGACUGUACGCUGGAGCGCCUUUCGCAUAUUCUGCAAACUGGUUCAAAUACGCUUUAUACAACGACCCAGCUUGGAACGCAUCCACGUUUGAUUUUGACGAUGUGCGAGCGGCGGAAAGCCUCAACCCAGGCGACAUUCGCACUUAUCCUAUCAGCCUCUCGGGAUUCGAACGACGAGGAGGGAAAAUCGUGACAUACCAUGGCCAGCAGGACAACCAGAUCACCACGUUCAACACGAUCCGCUGGUACAACGACCUGAAAGGCUACAGUAGCACAGCGGCUAUGGACAGAUGGAUCCGCUUCUUCCGCGUCUCAGGCAUGAACCACUGCAACUCAGGGCCAGGUGCGUGGGUUUUGGGCCAGGGUGGUAAUGCUGCUGCGGCCGGCGUGCCCUUCGAGCGGAAAAAGAACGUCCUCAAAGCUGUCGUGGACUGGGUCGAACAAGGAGUAGCGCCACCGUACAUCGAAGGUACCAAGUUUGUGAACGAUACCGUGUCUCUUGGUGUUGACUUUACAAGGCGGCACUGCAAGUAUCCAUUGCGCAACACAUUCGUCGGUGCGAAUUUCAAAGAUCCAGAGAGCUGGAAGUGCACGUAG